Molecule: messenger RNA, 939 nt
Organism: Cladocopium goreaui
Lineage: Eukaryota; Dinophyceae; Suessiales; Symbiodiniaceae
Source: the annotation of a GenBank genome assembly
AAACAAGGCGCGCUGAUCGCAGGACCGCGCCAUGAAGGUGCUCCGGCAUGUCGGCGGCGCAGCAUGUGAAGCAUCGACGACCCCCAAUCUGCAACGGAGUCAGAUAGCAAAUCAGAGGGACGCGCCCAAGAUUCUGCUGGAUUUGCUACCACGGAAACACUUCGGCCAGAGCGGAAAGACUUCAACAGUUGAAACUUGAACAACGAGAAUCCAUGGCAAAGUACUUGGUCUAUGCCCAGAGCCUUGCAAGUUUUGAAGAGCAACCUCGCCAGCAGAUCUGGCAGCAGCUUUACCAGCUGGGAGUACCGUGGUGCUGCCAUGUUGCUGAGCACCUAUCCUCCGCCAUGUGUGCAGACAUCACGUCCGCAGCCUCUUGGGCCUUGGGUCUGGGAGUCAGGCAUAGAGAGGCCGCGGUGACAUUCGUGGUGAAGCAGCUGCCGACGUACUACACCCAGGAGAUGUUCGUGUCCGAAUUGGUUGAGAGUGGCUUCAAGGGCCAGUUUGACCUCCUCUACAUCCCUUGCCACCCAGAACAAGGCUGCAAUAUUGGGUAUGCAAUUGUGAAUUUCACUCAGCCAGAGUAUGCCGAGCAAUUCCGCGCAUCAUUUCCACACAAAUCCUUGGAUGAGCAGACGAGAAUGACUGGGGAAGGCUUGGUAGUUGAGCCAGCCCCCACACAAGGCUCUGAGGCCAACUGCUACCAUUUCGCUCUGAAAUGGUCUGGCAGCCCACCAUUGGGUCGACCGCAGUUGUGCCCGUUGCAGCCUUCGGCCACUUUCAAUGACCUGCAUGGACCCGGUGACCUACGCGACCAACGCGCUGUUUUCAAUGUUUUCAAAAUGCCAGUGAGCAGUAGUGAGCCACAUGCGGCAAGAGCCGUGUUUCAAGAAGCGAAUCUUUUUCGGCUUACCCUCUGGUAAUUUAACAUAGCUAUUGAAC